UGCUCUUAAUCAUUUAACAAGAAAAGGAAAAACUUCCGUACGAGACGAGCAAAAGCGAACAGCUAGAACACAAAAAGAAUUAUUGACAAUGGCUGCUUCCUCGAGAGCUUUGCUCAAAGUACGUGAUAGUUUAGUAACCGCUGUGCGAUAUGCUGCUGCUAGCACGCAAUACAACAAAACUCGACCUAAUUUAUUGCUGACGGAAAAUUCACGUGUCAUCUGUCAGGGUUUCACCGGCAAGCAGGGAACCUUCCAUAGUCAACAAGCUUUGGAAUAUGGCACGAAACUAGUGGGUGGCAUUUCACCAAAAAAAGGCGGUACUCAACAUUUGGGUUUGCCUGUGUUUAAAAAUGUGGCCGAAGCGAAAAAGGCGACUGAUCCUCAUGCUACCGUAAUUUAUGUGCCACCAGCGGGUGCAGCUGCUGCUAUAUUGGAGGCUUUGGAAAAUGAAGUUCCUUUAAUUGUUUGCAUUACCGAGGGCGUACCACAGCAUGAUAUGGUGCGCGUUAAGCAUGCUCUGUUGACUCAACAAAAAUCUCGUCUAGUUGGUCCUAAUUGUCCAGGCAUCAUUGCCCCUGAAAGAUGUAAAAUUGGCAUCAUGCCCGGUCACAUACAUAAACGUGGCAAAAUUGGUGUAGUCUCCCGAUCGGGUACCUUGACCUAUGAGGCUGUCAAUCAAACAACUGAAGUUGGCUUAGGUCAGACGUUAUGUGUUGGCAUUGGCGGCGAUCCAUUCAAUGGUACCGACUUCAUUGAUUGUCUCGAAAUUUUCCUUAGAGAUCCAGAUACCAAGGGUAUUAUCUUGAUCGGUGAAAUUGGUGGUGUUGCUGAAGAAAAAGCAGCCGAAUAUCUAUCAUAUUUUAAUACGGGUAUGAAAGCUAAACCUGUAGUCUCGUUUAUUGCUGGUUUAUCGGCGCCACCUGGGCGUAGAAUGGGCCAUGCUGGUGCUAUUAUUUCUGGUGGUAAAGGAGGUGCUGGUGAUAAGAUCAAAGCUUUGGAGAAAGCUAAUGUAAUUGUUACCCGGAGUCCUGCUCAAAUGGGCAAAGAACUUCACAAGGAAAUGAAACGUUUAGAGUUAGUUUAGAUUUUAACUUUGCAACAAGGGCAAAUUCAAGAGAAAAGCUUAAUGAAAUGAACUAUAUUUUACAAAAUAUUGCAAUAAGAAUAAAGUUUUUUUUUUUAUUUCUUUUUAAUUGCAUCCGUAUAUAAAUCGAAAUAAUGUAAUGCUAUUAUUGCCUUUAGCCAAUAUUUUUUAAAUAAUUAGCAGAUGGAUGAACAGUAAAAAAAA
Messenger RNA from Glossina fuscipes, 1288 nucleotides. RefSeq names its product succinate--CoA ligase [ADP/GDP-forming] subunit alpha, mitochondrial (gene Scsalpha1). Bases 89 to 1084 code for a protein of 331 amino acids. The record is from RefSeq and is a predicted model, not a curated record. The transcript is spliced from 6 exons. NCBI's taxonomy places the organism in Eukaryota, Metazoa, Arthropoda, Insecta, Diptera, Glossinidae. Gene Ontology annotation, molecular function: succinate-CoA ligase (GDP-forming) activity; succinate-CoA ligase (ADP-forming) activity. Gene Ontology annotation, biological process: tricarboxylic acid cycle. Gene Ontology annotation, cellular component: mitochondrion; succinate-CoA ligase complex (ADP-forming).